This is a messenger RNA of Amphimedon queenslandica, 687 nucleotides long. RefSeq lists its product as uncharacterized. The record is from RefSeq and is a predicted model, not a curated record. Gene Ontology annotation, cellular component: nucleoplasm. The transcript is spliced from 5 exons. Bases 30 to 530 code for a protein of 166 amino acids. Gene Ontology annotation, biological process: regulation of non-canonical NF-kappaB signal transduction. Lineage: Eukaryota; Metazoa; Porifera; Demospongiae; Haplosclerida; Niphatidae.
GUGAAAAGUAGCCACGCCCUGCUGUCAAAAUGGCAGCCAAGUGUGAUUGUGGGCAUCAGGAUUUAUCUUGGAUAAACUGCUCGCUUUGUAGAUCAGGCAGAACUGGUUUAGAUACCUACCACAGGGCUUUAGCCAAUCUUUACAAUAAUUCUUUAAAUCAAACGACAAGAGAUACCAAAUAUGAAGGAAAACAACUAGAGGAAGGAGAGAACGAGGUCAAGCCAGACUUAAACGAAGCGUUCUCUUCAGUGAUGAGGUAUUUAAACAUGGCAUCUAGCGAAUGUGAAAAAUAUCAUUGCUCAUACAAGUCACACCCACCUGGCUCACGUCAAGAAAAACAUCAAGCGAGAUACCACACUUCUCCUGAUCCUGUUGGUAAUUCAUCUCAAAAAACAUGUCAUGUACACGUUGAAGCAUGCCCAGGCACUUAUUCAGUCACUGCCAUGAAGCAUUAUAAGAGUAGUGAAAAAUCAAAAAAAUCUGUUAAAUUAGAACACGGGAAAUCUGUGAGUGUUAGUUUUGACUUGUAAAUUAAUAAUUGAUUUUUAAUUUUUUUUAAUCCACCAAUUUGAUUUUUAUUGUUCAUAAUUAUUAUUGUAUUAUAGUUUUAUUGAAUGACUAGCAAUUAAUUAAUAAUUAAUUUAAUUGAUUUGUGGUUAUUAUUAAAUCUUAAGUGUCUACUAUUAA